Myxocyprinus asiaticus (Chinese sucker) is the source of this 5166-nucleotide messenger RNA. RefSeq names its product caspase recruitment domain family, member 19 (gene card19). Gene Ontology annotation, cellular component: mitochondrion. The coding region runs from base 31 to 570 and encodes 179 amino acids. The record is from RefSeq and is a predicted model, not a curated record. Lineage: Eukaryota; Metazoa; Chordata; Actinopteri; Cypriniformes; Catostomidae. The transcript is spliced from 6 exons.
CAAACAAAAGACAGCAGAGGAGACUUCAGAAUGGGAGAAAGCUUCCAUGAACAGCUGCGGAGAGACAGCCGGUUCUUGAAAUCGGACCGGCGUCUGGACACAGAGCUGGUAGAUAAACUCAUUCUGCAGCUCAACAGAAUCUACCCACAGGUCCUGACUGACAAGGAGGCCACCAAGUUCAGGGACUUGGAUGUUCCCACCUGUAUCAGGCUGGCGGAGCUGCUGUCUCAUCUACAGGAGAAAGGAGAAGAGGCUUGUCAGGAGUUUUACCGUGCACUGCAUCUUCAUGUGGAGGAGGUUUAUUUCAGUUUACCCACACGCCUCCGACUCCGAGAGUCUGGAGAUCCAGUCGAUCCAGUCACGAGUCUCACAGACAGAUAUGUACUGAACGACCGAAGUCCUUUAUUCUUCCUCAGUUGUUUCAGUGUAGCAGUAGGAGUAGCUCUGCUGUAUUACUAUGGUGAGUCCAGAGAGGUGUCAGGCUCAAGCAGUGCUCUGGGUCUGGCUGCGCUGGGUCUUGGUAGAAAGGUGCGAGAGGUUCUAAUCUGGUACACAGAAGAUGGAAAAUAAUGGAAUUUGUUUGUGCCUUUCUGAGAAUUUUGACACUAAGAGCACUUCAGAUAAAGUAUCUGCAACAAAAUUAUCACAAAAUAUUUGACCUCAGGAUUUUAAAAAUAAAUAUGUACAUAGUGUGUAUAUAAAGUAAUUUUUGCCAUGAGGCAGGAUUCCAAAGAUAUACAUUUAAGGUUUAGUGCCUAAAGGCCCCGGCAUACUCCAUACAAAAUCGAAGAACAAAUGGGUGUGACGUCAUAUAGAACAAAAUCUGGCCAGAACAAAGGAGUUUUUGAGUUUGUUUCGGUGGUUUGUAUCAGCUCGGCAGCACGAUCAUUCAGGAAAACUUCGUACAGGCUGCUGUGCACUUUACUGUCACUGGUCUAUGUCAUCAGUAGGUGCUUUUCACACUGCGCUUAACCUUGAGUAAUUUUCAUUCUAAACUCCACUUUUAACCCUGGGUAAAGCAACGUUUCAAAUUUGUAAUUUUGAAAUGGGUUUAGCACUGCUUUUUACCUUGGGCAGGGUUCGCCCUGCAUUUGCGGGCUUAACCCCGUGUUGCGGUGCCAUAGGUAUACAGUGUGAAAUGAUGCAGUGUUAGAAUGUUUCAGAAAGUUGUUCAGCAACAGACAACCAAUCAUAAAAAAAAACCCAGUACCUAACUCAUUAAAUAUCCAUGCGCUUUGUACAGAAACUUUCACAUGCUGUUUAUGUUCUCCAUCUGAGGGAAACAGGUAAAGUGUCCAACAGUGGUGGCAAAUGCGAUAACUGGCAUGAUUCCUUGUCUUCGUGGCACAUUUCAGAAGGCGAAAGACGAACAGAGACAUUUCCAGAGAAGAGCAGAGCAGCUUCAUUGACAGAGCUUUUUUCAUCCAAUCAUUGUUAUUGACACCGCAAAUAAGAACGUUAACCCAGGUUAACGAAUGUACAGUGUGGAACAUGAAUACCCAGGAUUAAUUAUUAAUCCAGGGUACAGUAUGAACAGUAUGAAACAGGAUAACCCAGGAUUCCGUUUACCCGGGGAUUAGAAUAACCUGGGGUUAACGAUUUCAAGUGUGAAAAGCCCUAUUCUUUUGUCUGUAUUCUACUCAUUAACACUGUUUUAGACACCCAUGAUUGCAGUAGUAUGUAUCAGUGGCAUUAUAAAAUACAAUAACAGAGGGUAAUCAGCGCAUAUUAUAGUGUGUUAGCUAACCUGGUCUCAACGUGACUCUAAAAACAUUUUUGCAAAACUCGUUAUACGUGUCUUCAGGUACAAAUAGCUGCUGUUUCUAGAUGAAAUGAACACUAGAGGGACUAUAACAACUGUGUUUUAGUCACAUUCACACAAAUCAUAAGGUCAAAAGCUGAUUAGGACUUUAUAAAAACUUAUUUUUCUCUCUAUUACUCAUACACUGCUAUGUUGUAAUAUUGACACUUUAAUGCAUCGUUUGAAAAAUUAGACAUUUCUUAUGCUUGUAUUAUAGACCCUCCUACUUACAGUUGAAGUCAGAAGUUUACAUACGCCUUAGCCAAAUACAUUUAAACUCAGUUUUUCCACAAUUCCUGACAUUUAAUCAUAGAAAACAUUCCUAGUCUUAGGUCAGUUAGGAUCACUACUUUAUUUUUAGAAUGUGAAAUGUCAUAAUAAUAGUACAGAGAAUUAUUUAUUUCAGCUUUUAUUUCUUACAUCACAUUCCCAGUGGGUCAGAAGUUUACAUACACUUUGUUAGUAUUUGGUAGCCUUGCCUUUAAAUUGUUUAACCUGGGUCAAACAUUUUGGGUAGCCUUCCACAAGCUUCUCACAAUAAGUUGCUGGAAUGUUGGCCCAUUCCUCCAGACAGAACUGGUGUAACUGAGUCAGGUUUGUAGGCCUCCUUGCUCACACAUGCUUUUUCAGUUCUGCCCACAAAUUUUCUAUCGGAUUGAGGUCAGGGCAUUGUGAUGGCCACUCCAAUUCCUUGACUUUGUUUUCCUUAAGCCAUUUUGCCACAACUGUGGAGGUAUGCUUGGGUUCAUUGUCCAUUUGGAAGACUGAUUUGCGGGCGAGCUUUAACUUCCUGGGUGAUGUCUUUAGAUGUUGCUUUAAUAUAUCCACAUAAUUUUCCUUCUUCAUGAUGCCAUCUAUUUUGUGAAGUUCACCAGUCCCUCUUGCAGCAAAGCACUCCCACAACAUGAUGCUGCCACCCCCAUGCCUCAAGGUUGGGAUGGUGUUCUUAGGUUUGCAAGCCUCACCCUUUUUCCUCCAAACAUAACGAUGGUCAUUAUGGCCAAACAGUUACAUUUUUGUUUCAUAAGACCAGAGGACAUUUCUCCAAAAAGUAAGAUCUUUGUCCCCAUGUGCACUUGCAAACUGUUGUCUGGCUUUUUUAUUGUGGUUUUGGAACAGUGGCUUCUUCCUUGCUGAGCAGCCUUUCAGGUUCUGUCGAUAUAGGUCUCGUUUUACUGUGGAUAUAGAUUCUCGUCUACCUGUUUCCUCCAGCAUCUUCACAAGGUCCUUUGCUGUUGUUCUGGGAUUGAUUUGCACUUUUCGCACCAAACUACGUUCAUUUCUAGGAGACAGAAUGCGUCUCCUUCCUGAGCGAUAUGAUGGCUGCGUGGUCCCAUGGUGUUUAUACUUGCAUACUAUUGUUUGUACAGAUGAAUGUGGUACCUUCAGGCAUUUGGAAAUUGCUCCCAAGGAUGAACCAGACUUGUGAGGUCCACAAUUUUUUUUCUGAGCUCUUGGCUGAUUUCUUUUGAUUUUCCCAUGAUGUCAAGCAAAGAGUCACAGAGUUAGAAGGUAGGCCUUAAAGUACAUCCACAGGAACACCUCCAAUUCAGUACACCUCAUAUGAGAAGCUAAUUGGAAAUUUGUCUAAAGGCUUGACAUAAUUUUCUGGAAUUUCCAAGCUACUUAAAGGCACAGUUAACUUAGUGUAUGUAAACUUCUGACCCACUGGAAUUGUGAUAUAGUCAAUUAAAAGUGAAGCAAUCUGUCUGUAAAUAAUUGUUGGAUAAAUUACUCCUGUCAUGCACAAAGUAGAUGUACUAAACGACUUGCCAAUACUAUAGUUUGCUAAUAUGAAAUCUGUGGAAUGGUUAAAAAUGGGUUUUAAUGACAUCAACCUAAGUGUAUGUAAACUUCUGACUUCAACUGUAGUUGAUGUUUUACAUGGAGUCUUGUACAUCCACAGCGACGUGGCGGGUGUCUAAACAUUUGCAAACAGUAUGUCGUUGCCCCAGCUAUUUCGAAUUUCUUUUUGGCUCUGAGCGAAGCAUUUUUAAAGGUGCACUCAGUGAUUUUGCUUUCAAUGCUUUUCAACUGAAUUAUAUUUUUGAACAAUAUGUUUUAAAUUAUGUUUGAGAUGAAUAACUGUUGCCAUAUCAGUUUUAGAGAAAAGCUGCUUUAUUCUACAUGGUGCUGGAUGCACAUUCAUGAGCAGUGCCAUGUUGAGACCAUAUGACCAGCCAAAUAUGACUUGCUUUAUUUAAUCAUGGCUGACUGAGAAAAGCCCAUUUUUAAGAUGGCAUUGGAGCUCAGAACAUUUGGUCUGGCGUUAUGCUAUAUCUACACCACUAGAUGUCAGCGCAACAAACACAAAAAUGAGUGCUCCUUUAAAUAUAACCUUACAAUAUAAUAUUUUAACAACUACAAUAUUCUAAAACAGCAGUAAUUAAACAUUGUAUUCAUGCAUUUGAAAUAAUAGCCAUAAAUUUGCAGUACUAAGACUUGGGACCUAGAUUUACAACUUUGGGUUUUAAAGGCAAGAUACUGGUUAUUUAGGAAUCAAGCUUAUUUUAACACUCAAGGAUUUACUUCUGAGCUGCUUUAUAAAUGUUUCAAGUCAUAUUCUGUUUGAUUUGUUUCUCAUGUAUAUAACAUUUGCAUAUAAUUAUUAACAAUAAAUUCUGACAAGGGUUAUAAGUAACUACACAAUUUAGUACUUGCAAAACUGCUAUAUGAAAUAGAUAGAAUAUUUUAAUAUGGACUAAAGACUAUAAAUCCAAACCUAGGAGUAUUUGUUACCUUGUUUAUAUCUUUUAAAUAAUCAAGUCAUUUUGAGGGCUAAGGUUUCUGUUAUUUUAUCAUGUUUAUACCUUUGUCUACUUUUAUACUAGCAGCAUGUUUGCACUGGUUUGUCUACUAAUAAUUUAUCAUGUCUGUUAAUUUUCUAAAGGACAUUUGUAACUUUUGUGGCCUUGUUUCAGCAGUAGAAUUGUAAGAAAUGUUUAAGACUUGUGUAGAGUCUGAGAAUCACAAAUUUGUUGUCUGAAUCUAGAAAAUCUUUAGCACAAACUUACUAAUGAAUAUUGUAAUGAGGCUCAGUCACACAUUUGGAUUUUAAAUUGGCAAUUUUUCAGUAUAUUUGAUUAGCUUAAGAAAAAUAAUGCUUUGGUAAUACUAGUAAUGUAUCUGGGUCUGAUUGUUUUGGUAAAUCAAAACGUAAUAAUAAAGUACAAUUAAUACAUUUCGAAAAACUGAUAACAUUUUUACAAUAAAAAAAUGACUGACAAACAUAAUACAAUACAAAAGUGCUGUUUUAUUAAUUUCAGACAAUUGUUUGCCCUCAAGAUCAUCAUCAUCAGUAUUGAAAAUGGCCUGUGUUUUACAGUCAUUGUAAUAAAAAAUAAAUUAAAAAAAACUGUUCUUUA